Stegostoma tigrinum is the source of this 13876-nucleotide messenger RNA. It is a transcript of the gene pcnt, whose product is annotated as pericentrin. The transcript is spliced from 54 exons. Gene Ontology annotation, molecular function: molecular adaptor activity. Gene Ontology annotation, biological process: signal transduction. The coding region runs from base 225 to 13379 and encodes 4384 amino acids. NCBI's taxonomy places the organism in Eukaryota, Metazoa, Chordata, Chondrichthyes, Orectolobiformes, Stegostomatidae. The record is from RefSeq and is a predicted model, not a curated record.
GGCUGGUUAACGGCUCUAGUUGUCAUGGCCGCCAUGUUGAAAGUAGAGAGUGAGGAGCCGUUACGGAAGGAAUGAGGGGGAAUUAAGGCGGCAAGAGGAGCAGUUGUAUUGGAGUGGUUGAGUGUUGUCCCAGGUGGAGACAACUCCUCCAUAGCGAGUGGUAAAGAGGGGUAGUGGCGCGCAACCUUCGGAGAAAGGGGGAUUUCCACUCUGAAUUCCCAGUGAUGGAGGAUGAGGAGAGGCGCAAGAAGCUGGAGGCUGCAAGAGCCAAGCUUGCUCACUACCGACAACAAAAAGCAAAAUGUGACUGCUCGGAUUUGACGAAAAAGAAGAAGAAGAGGAAGAGCCAGGCUAUCCAACAGGAUGAUGUUCUGCCAGAAGAGCACUCAUUAGUAGAACAGGAUGAAGAUUUCGUCCAACAUGAGGUUGAUGGUGAACUGUCAAGCACAAGUACAGCAGAAGGGCACGCAGUUGUGGACAAAGAAGUGAAAAAUAGUAUCGAAUGUGAUCCUUCAGAGCUCCAUGUCUGCCGGUUAAGAAUAAUUGAGCUUGAAGGGCAGUUGCGAGACAAAGAAACAGCUUUGGAACAUUUCAUCAUUGAGCUAGAGGAUCUGCAGGAGCUACUGUCUAGCCACCAGGACAGUGAGCAAAUGCAACAGGACUUAGAGAUGGCUGUACAGAAGAGGAAUGGUAUUAUUAGCCAGCUGACAGAUAACCUGCAGCAGGUUAUUCAGAACAGAGAUGAGGUCCAAAAGGAGGCUCUGGAGUUAACUGAUCAAAUUCAGUCUUUACAGCACCAAUUACAGCAGGCAAGUGAGAUCUUAAAAGACAAGAGCCCUGGAUUUAUGGAACUUCUUCAAGCCAAGCAACAAAUCUCUCUAUUCCAGCAGAACUUGAAAGAACAGAGUGAACGCAUGGAGAGGUUUGAACAACAAGCACACGAUUUAGAGCUUCAACUGGAAUAUUCUGAGCGAACUGCAAAAGGCAAAGACAGCUGUCUUGCUCAGAUGGUUGAACAACAGAAAAUUACAGAACGCACUGUGCUGCAAUUAAAUCAGUGGGUGGAAGAAAAAGAUGAAACCAUUAAAGAAUUAAAAGAAAAAUUGGACCUUAAAGACACUGCCAUAUCACAUCAGCAGCACUCACUGCUUCUCCGGGAUCAAGAAAUUGCUGAUUUAAGAAGAGACGUUGAAAAUGCCACUAAACAAAAGCAGUCUUUGGGAAUAAAUGGAGGACAAAUUGACAUAGAAAACAUGCAGAAACAAUUUGGUCAGAAGGAAACCUCGUUGUAUGUGGAGGAACUGAGGUUUGAUUUGGGGACAGAUCAUAGCCAGGAACCAGAUUGGGAGAUGCAGGGGCUCGGUGGACAAACAAAUGUUGAGGUUGACAUCUUCCAAAGCCAGAUUCAAAAUCAUUCUGGUCCCUGUAAACAAGUGCUAAUUUUAAAUGCAAUGAUCAUUGAUCUAAAUCAAAACCUACAAGAAUCCAGUCUUGAAAAAAAGAGACUUCACCAAGAGUUAGAAAAGAUGAUGGUGUCUCAACAGGAAAAAAUUGAAAUUCAGGAGAAAUAUAAAUUUUUGGUUCAGGAUCUGGAAGAACAGACAAAUCAGUAUAAAUGUGAAAAAGAACAUUUAAAUAAUGAAAUUCAAAAGCUCAGUGCUUUUUUGGCCCAAGAGAAGGAAAACAAUAAAGAAAUGAGACUACAGCAUGAGCAUGAAAUCACAAACUGCAAUAUCAAGUUGGAGAUGAUGGAGAAAGAGAAGGAUGAAGUGCUAAGCCGACUGGCUGAAUCUCAAGAAAUAGAACUUGAGCAACUUAAAACCAAGAUGCUAUUCAGUCAUGAAGCUGAUUUGUCCAAACUUAGGGAAGAUCUUGAAGCACAACACAAUCUAAAAACUGGAGAACUGAGAAAGGAAUUGAAAUGUCUGAAAAAGAAAUUGCACGGCCAAUUACACCAAAAUGAUAUCAUUGAGAAUUUUGAAGCAGUGAAUGAUGAAAAUGCCAUGUUAACUGAACAAUGUACAGAGCUAACAAAACAGUUGCAACAAAAGGAAAUGGAGCUAGAAAAAUUGCACAUGGAGGCUAAGAUGUCAGCCAGUGAAACUCAGGAAGCUGUCCAGAAGUGGAAAGCAGUCACUGAGGAAUUGUCAAACUUACAUAUAGAAAUGGAAAAGGAAAGUACUGAACGGCUACGUUGUGAAGAGGAAAUAAAGCAGCUAAUUCUUGAGAGCAAAGGAAAUAUUCAGGAGUCUGCAACUGAGCAGAAAAGCAUGGUUUCCCCAAUGGAAAAAGUGGAAAAAGAUAAAGAAAGUGAUAUUAUUAUGUUAAAAGGGAUGGUGCAAGAUCUGGCACAGGAGAAGCAGUUGUUGUUGGCACAGCUACGAGAACAGGAACAGCUAGUCAAAGGAGUCCAAGAGCAAAAGCUAGCUGCAGAUUCAGUCACCAGUGAAGUUCAAGCUUUGUUCGGCCGUCAGCUUGCUGCAUUGCAGACCCAACGAGAUCAGCUACAGGCUCAGCUUGAGGCUCAAAAAGCUAAAAGUCAAACAGUGUCUGAAGUCCUGGGGCAGAAGACCAUGCAAGAAUCAUCUUUGCGUGAAGAGCUCAAAGAACUUCGAUCAGUAUUGAGUAAAAGUGAGCAGUAUGUAUAUCAGCUGACUGAAGAGAAAAUCAAACUUGAAAAUAAAGUAUUGUCGAACGCAGAGGAUCUUUCUAGGAUCGAAGAAGUACUGAACGGAAUCAAAUCUGAAAAUAAUUGUCUGAGGAAAGACAAGACAGAUUUAAUGCGUAAGCUCCAAAAUCUGGACUGUACAACACAGUCUGAGAUUCUAGCCUUGGGCAGUGAGUUGAAGGGAAAGGUUGCAGAAUUGCAAAAGCUAGAGGUGGCCAUGGAAGAACAAAAGGCUCAACAUCUUCAGGAACAUACUGCUCUGAAAUUGGAGGUCAGCAGUGAAAGAAAGAUUCAACAGAAAUUGGAACAAACUUUCAAUGAAAAGAUACAAACUAUGCUUGAAGAGCAGGAAGCGAGGCUUGAGAAUGCAGUGCAGCAGGCUCGGGCAGAUGUGACCAGCCGCUAUGAGGAAGAACUGAACCAAAUGGAACGGGUGCAUCAGUCUGACAUGAAGAAUUUGAAACUGCACCAUCAGAAGGAGUCAGAUGAAUUGAAUGCAGAAGUGAAAAAGGCAUUUGACUUGCAACAGAAACAGGAAGAUGAAAGAAGAAAACAAAUUGGAUUAAUUAAACGGGUUCAUGAAAGGGAGCAUGAUAGAGAGAUGAAUACACUGAUUACUAAACAUAAAGAGGAAGUGGAGCAACAGCGGGCACAAUUGACACAGGAGCAGCAGGAUCUGUUGAAUGAUAUUCAGGCACAGAUGGAGUCCGCACAUGAAGCAGAACUGUACGAAAUUCAGCUUCAAAUGCAGAAAGGACAUAGUCUUGAAUUGGAAUCCCUGCGCCUGAGUCUGAACAAUAUGCACAGAGCUCAGCUUGAGCUUCUGCAGUCUAAUCUGCAGCGUGAGAAGGAGGAGGCCCUUGCUGAGCUGCGAGAGGUGCUGAAUGAUAAACGACGCCAGGAGGUGGCAGUACUGCAGAACCAACAGCACAUAGAAUUGGAGCGAAUUCAGGAACAAAAUCUGCAGCAAAUGGAGCAAGCUGUGAAGAAACACCAACAGGAAAUGGAGGAUUUGAGGAAGGCAUCGGAAGAAGCAGCAGCUGUUUUGAAGGCCACAGUAAUUGCAGAGGAGACAAGAAAACUACAGCAGGAUAUGCAAAAGGAAUGGGAAGAGGAGUGUAGGUGGCGUGUUGAGAAGCGGGAGCAGACAAUGUCUACACAGCAUCAAACUGAACUGGAAGAGUGGAGCAAGAAGGUGGAAAACCUACAGAAUGAACUUGAAGUUAUCCGUAAUGAAAUAGAGGAGCACCAAGUGAUUGAGAAAAAUGAGCGUCAGAACUUGGAAAGUCUCCACCAAUCUAGUUUGGCAAAACUUCAAGAUCAGAUUCAAGUAGAAUUUCAACAGAAGCAGCAGCUGAUGAAGGAACUUGAUAAAAAAAAGGACCGUCUCGCAGAAAUGGAGAAAUUGCAAGAGAGCUAUGAUGAAUUUAAAUUGCGUUCUGAGCAGAAGAUUGUGCACCUGCGAUCUCAGCUUGAGGAUUCGAGGACCAGCCACGAAGAUCUUAUCGAAUUCAAGGAACAUUUGCUGUCUCGUACAUCUCGACUGGAAGAUAUACUAAGUUUAAAAGAAGAACUUGUUCAACAACGAGAGCAAUUACAAAAGCAACAUUUUUCUGAGUUGGAACAACUAAAGAGUUAUUUUGAAGAGAAACUGAAAGACAUGAAAGAAAAAAAUAGUGAGGAGGUUGCACAACCAGAACAGCGCCUUCAGGAAGACCUGAGACAGCCUUUUGGCCUUGAAUUUGAGCUCAGUCUGAAUCAGACUGUAGAGCCAAGCAGUUUGUCUUUGCUAUCGUUUUCUGAUCUCACUGAGAAGAACUACUUUCAGCACCGGAUUCAGAUUGUGGAAGAAUUGGCACAAAAGCUGGAACAGUACAAGGAAGAAAUCAAAAUCCUUCAACUGCAAUUAGAGGAUAAAUGCAAACAGGAGGUGGCCACUUCUUUGAUGCACAAGGAGGCAUUGCAGAAAGUUGAAAGAGAACUUUCACAGAGAUACUUUGCAGACAGUGAAGAGCAGAAGACAAAGCACAGCCUAGAAUUAACCCAAUUACAAGAUCGACUCUUGGAGGAGCAUCUUAAAGAGAUUACUCAGUUACGACUCCAGUGUGCACAACAGACUGCCCGAGAGGUAGAGAUGGAAGUGAAAAAGUAUGUCCAAAAGUUGGAGGAAAUGGAGAUGGACAAAUUAGCUGCAGUGGACUCUGAAACAAAGAAAAUUGCCUGUCUGCAAGAAGAAAUUGAAUGUCUGAAGAGAGAUCAUGCCAUUGUAACAAUGGAACUUACCAAGCAGCUCAAGCAAGUUAACCAGGACAAAGCCCUGUUGCUGGAAAAAGCUAACCGUAAACUUGAGGCCAGCAGAGAAGAACUUGAGGCCAAAAUGCAGGAAUGUACAAUGGAGAAAAAAUGUGCAUUGAAGAUUUUAAGAGAGGAGCUACAAGCCAGCACUGAACAGAAAAUAGCAGCUUUACACAAGGAGCUCAUCAAUGAAUUUGAAGAAGAAAGGCGAGCAAUGGAACAGGAAUUUAACCAGAGGAAUGCAGAAAUGAAUCGGACUCAAGAAGAACAGUGUGCCACAAUCUCUGAACUUGAGAUACAGCUAAAGGAAGAAAAAAAACAUCUACAGCAGAUUCAGGAUGGUCUUAAGAAUGAACAGUUACCAGAAAUUGUAGCAAUACGCCAGAAAAUCCAAGCGCAGUUUGAUGCUGAACUUACCAUGGCAAAGUCUCUGAUGGCAGAGGAGUUUGAGAAAUUCCAAGUCAAUGUGCAGGCGCAAUCAACUGUGAAACACCUAGAAGUACAGAACAGGUUCAUGGAAGAUCACAAACAGAUGAUGGACAAUUUUAUGUCUGAACAGGAGACCCUUCUCCAGGAGCUGAAGAAAAGGCAUGUGGAGGAGCUAGAAAGCCAAAGCAAACAUCUGAUAUCAUGCCAUCAGAAUCAGUUAGCGGAUUUGAAAAUGAAGUUGCACACCAAGCAUCAAGCUGAAAUGGAGGCCGUGGAGAAAGAGAAUUUGGCUACUUUGGAUGCCUUGCAACUGAAGCACUCAGCAGAUCUGGAAGAUGCAACAUGUAAAUACCAGACAGAGAUUCAGAGAUUGCAAGAGGCAGUGAAAACCUCUGAGGAGAAUUUACAGACAAUGAAGAGAGAGUAUGCAGAGAAACUAGCUGGAGAAGUAAAUCAGCUGAAAACUGACCAUAAGGCUGAAUUGUGUGAUGCACAGGAGACAAUCCAAAAGGAACUAGCUGCCAUUCACCUGGAAAAAAUUAGAGACAUGGCAACAGAGCUCGAGGAAAUCCACAAGGAAGAUUUGGAGGCAGCUCUCGGCAACCACAGGGCUUUACUGGAACAGGAGCAUCAGAAGCGCCUUGAUGUAAUUCGAGAUGAGGUACUUCGCCUUGAAGAUCAGCAUCAGCAAGCGCUUAAGGACCUUCAAAUGCUGCAGUCUACAGAGGCUGAGAAACAGAAAAAGGAGUAUGCACGAAAGCUUAGUGAAGAACUAACAAAGAUUCAGAUGCAAAACCAAAAAGAACAGGUUCAUACAGCCAAGUCAGAAGCAGAAAAGGUGCGACAGUCGUUGCAGUCCAAAUUUGAAAUUGAGAAAUCACAGCAACUACAGCAGUUCCAGGAGGAGUUUGAGCUUCUCAAGAACCAGUCUGAGCUCUUUCUUACUCAGGAAAUUAAGCAACUCAAGGAUGAGUUUGAAGCUGAGAAGAGCAAGGCACUGCAGGAACUAAGAGAUAUCUUUACCCAGGAACAAGACAAAACAAAACAACUGCACCAUGAAGAUAAGGAACUGUUGGCUGGAAAGCUCCAGCAGCACACAGAGCUAACCAAGAAGCUGCAGAAAGAGCUGCAGGACAAGAACGCUGAACUGCAGACGCUACUACAGCGUCGAGACCGAGAAAAUGAAGAAGGAGGCAAUCUGGUUGCCAUGCUGCGCUCAGACCUUGAACGAUUGACAUCUGAACGAAAAAACUCGGAGCAUUCCCACGAGCAAUUGCUGAAGCUCUUUGCAGAAGUGGUGAGAGUGAUAUUUUCUUCAGAAGAUAUGAUCAGUCGGCAAAUAGCGCUCUUCCUGGAUGGAAACAAGCUAGAUCAUGGAGGAAUAAUGAGCAAAUCAGCUCUGGAAGCUGGAGGUCAACCUCCAUGGAUGAAAGCUGAACCCCUGCUGGAACAUGACAAAAGUGACUUGAGCAUAACUCAGGAAAGUGUUAUCAUUACUGAAGACAACAGCUUCUGGUCAGCACUGACUGAUGAAAGGCUGGAACUUUCCCAGUGGCUAUCAGAAAGUAUGUUCACUGGGCCUGACAUGGGGCCUGAAAAUGAGGAGCUGAUACUGAGCACUUGCAUUCGAUUGCAGGUUGCUGUCGGCAAGUUACUGGAGUUAAUCACUGAGUCAACAAGACAACUGGCACAGAGCCAUGGAAUCAGUGAACAUUUGGAGAAAGAAUUCAGUCGCAAAACCCAAGAGACAGUGGAGCUGGUUGGCAAAGAACAUCAAAAGUUGUUGGAAAACCUCAACAAUGAAUCUGAAGCAAAGAGGGAGCUGGAAUUGGAGCUCCACAAAGCCAAGGGAUUGAUUGAAGGGUAUGUCACUGAGAAAGCUGUGCUGGAAGAAACUUUACAGCAGAAGGAAGAAUCCAAGCAACAAUUGGCUGUAAAGGUGGAACUUUUAAGUAAGCAGAUUCAUGAACUAAACCAGCAGCACCAGCAUCUGCUUGAGGAACACAAUCUAUUGCUACGCCAGAAGCAGGCCAUGGCUAGCAAUGAAGUAGAACACAGCCUUCGUAUUGAAGCAGUAAUCGAAGGGGAUUCAGGGUUAUUGGAGGAGACAGAGCGUCUCUCCAAAGAGAAACUGGACAUCCAGUGUCAGGCGGAUAAGGAUCGUGCUGACCUCCUUUCGAGGACAAAGAGAAUGGAAACGGAGCUUGAGGAGGAGACAAACCGUAACAUUGAAUUGAAGGAUAAAUGGCAUUUGGAAGUUGCUGACAUGCAGCAGCAAAUUCAGGCUCUUGAAAAGCAACUUAAGAAUUAUCGACAGUUUAUGGAUGAACAAGCAGCUGAGCGUGAGCAUGAGAGAGACGAGUUCCAGCAAGAAAUCUCAAAUCUGGAGACACAGUUAAAACAGGGACUAAAAUCACAAGGACGCGGUGAUUAUACAGUACCCAAGGUGGAAACUAUAGAAGCUCAGAUCCAGUUAAAGACUGAUGAAUACAAUGAGUUGCUGCUUAAAAAGGAACACUUGGAGAGAGAUGUGCAAGAACAAAACGAAGAAAUAGCAAGACUGGAAGCUCAGAUCAAAGAGCUUGAGCAAGUAGUGUUAUCCAAUGCCAAUGCAGAAAAGCAAGUUCACCAUCUAGAGCAAGAAAUGCAGAAGAUGAGGCGGAUAGAGGAAGAAUUAUCACAGGACAAGGAAUCCCUGCAACAACAACAGUACAGUAACCUAAUGCAGAUAUCUGCUCUACAGUCAAAACUGGAUGAAGCUAGACACAGAGUCCCUAUUGAAGGAUUUUCUGACCAAACUCUAAAGCAGCAAUUGCUGAAUGAGCGACAAGCUCUCCAGACAAAGGAAGAUGAGAUCCAAAGCCUUGCGGAACAACUUGAUCAAUUUCGAGAAAAUCUUUUGAAUAGAAACGAUGAAAUGCUUCAGCUGAAUCUGCAGUUGGAGAUCCAGACAAAGCAGUCAGCAAUGACAAUCAACCAACUCCAUGAGGAGAACAUCCGCGUGAAAGAGGACGUAGCUAGUCUCCAUCAGCGUUUGGGCCUGGAUGCAGAUAGCAGCAAAAUGCCAGGAUUGCAGCUGCCUCAGGCAUUGUUGCAGGAGAAGAACCAGGAGAUUGAUGAACUAAAAGAGCAAAUCCUCAAAUUACAGCAGGACUUGGAAAACGCUUUAGACUGCAAGACAUUUGAAGCGAAGAACUGUGAAAUUGAAGAGCUAAAAAUACAGAUAGAACAACUUACAAUUGAACAGGAUAGGUUACGUCAGUCAAAAGAAGAAGAAAUUGAGCAUCUCAUUGAGGUUAUAGAGAAACUGCAAGAAGAACUUUCUCUGUUGGGUCCAAAUUGCCACGAAGUCAGUGAUUCUCAGGAAGACCUUGAAAUGUUGGGUUCGGAGGAAGACACCAGGCAAAAGUCAGCACUUUCUUGGGGACUUAACGACAACCUGCAGCAGGAGCUGGCAUGUAUUGAAGUAGACAGGAGAGCUGCUGGAGACUAUAAGGGAACUCUUGCAAGCCAUUCCACAGGGCCUCAGAAUCAAGCAGCCAUGAUGGUAUCUAAACAAGAUUCUCUCCAGAUGUUGGAUAAAAAAGAGGCUCAGUUCCAAGAAAAAAAUGUUGCUUUGCAAAUUGAUCUUCAAAACUUGCAGGAAGUUAACCGACAGCAGUUGCAGGAAAUGGAAUCCAUGCGCUUACUGAACAGCACCCUUCAGGAGGACAACAGUUUGCUGAAGACCCACCUCUCUCAACGGGAUGCUGACAUAGCUCUUCUGUCCUCACGUGUCCAAGAGUUGGAAGAUGCUGAGGCUGAAAAGCACAUAUUGCUACAAAUGAUUGAGAAGCAAAGGCAGGUAGAAUUGGAAGAAAUGGGUUCUUUACCAACCAAAAUAGCAGAGCUUGAACAAGAAUUGUCAGACAAGACAACUCAAUUCCAAAACAGUUGUAAUGAACUACAAGCUUUGCACUGUGACCUUCUGCAACGCGACUGUGUGCUUCAGACCUUGAGACAGAAAGAUGCAGAUCACCAAGAAGAAUUUCAAAGAUUGCAGGGUGAUCUAGCCAAGUGGAAGGCAAUGAAUGAAGAAUUAAAAGACCACCUGAAGCAAUUUGAGAAAGAAAAGGAAGUGGUUGGUAUUGAUGGGACUUCUCCAAAAAUAGAGCUGAAGGAACAUCUAUUGUUCCAGGAGCAAAAGAACCUGAGAGAAAUGGAAGCUACCUUGCAGCAGAAGGAGCUACUUGUAGCCCAGCUAAGUGUGGAACGUGAGGGACUACAGGCUGAGCUUUCUAAAGUUAAAGAGGAACUGAACUCCAGCACAGAGAGGAUUGAAAAACUGCUGGAGACUGAUCAGGAAAAAGACCAGACAAUUGCUGACUUAGAGGUCCACACAUAUAACCUGAAAACCCAGGUGAAUCAACUUCAAGAAGCCCUUUUGCAGCAAGAGGAGGAACUAGCUAAUCGAGCAAAGGAAGUAGAAGACUUAACUGAAAAAUGUUGUCAGCAAGGACUUGAAUUGCUGCGACUGUCCAGCUUGGAAGUAAAUAAGCCGCAAGUCAAUUCUUCAGAUUACAAAGAAUCUUCACAGACUGUUGGCCAAGAUGGGCAUCAGUCAUGUUUCUACAAUCAAGCUAUCAAUGAGAGCUUACUAAGUUCUCCAGAAGUUAUGAGAAAGUAUGAGGAAAGUCUGGAAUGGUUGAAUGGACUGCACUCGCGGAGGAUUUCUGAAAUCAGUGGUGUGCACAGUACAGAGACAGUGCACAGCAGAUCGCUCAGAUUUGAGAAAGAUAUAGAUGGAGAGGACCAGAGCAUUAACAAAGACAAACUGAAUGGGAAUUCUUCAGCACCAUCUGAUUAUGAACAAACACUCUCAGAAUCUUCUGAUACAGAGAAGGUACAAAAUGUAGAAGUAACACUGUCAGCCUUGCAGGAAGAUAGAGCAUCAACAGUGUCAAUCCCUGACUGGAUAACUGAAGGCUGUGGCAGCAAUGCAAGUUUGGAUCUGGGUGCAAAGCUAAAUCAAGAGCUUGAAAUAACUGAACGACUUGACAGUAGUUUUGUGGAGUAUCUACAACAUCGUGGAAUUGCAUUGUCCACGUCAACCAAUCAACCAAGGGAGCCCAAACUGUGUCAGGAGGAAAUGCCUUCCCAAAAGCUUCAGGCAUUGCUAAAGAGGGUACAUGAAGAAGGCUGUCGGGUGUUAGCAUUGUCACAAAGGCCUCUUGUCUGCCUUGAAUCUGAACCUGUCUCUGUCUUGAGCAAAACAGUGGACGAGUGGCAGCAAGAGAAAAAGUCACUACAUGACACAGUUCAGCUACUGAAGCAACUGCUUUCCAAGGCAACAGACAAGUGUAAUGAGGAUGCUGUAAGUAGGAGGACUGAUUGGAGAAGGGAGUUACUACUGGCUGUGCAGGCAGUUUUAAACCAAGAACAAAAGUCGUUCUUUGCUGAAUUACGUUCACACCUGCAGCGUCAGUCGACAGGAGGAGAGAACUCUCUACCUACGAUGCUUGAACGUAUUCUUAAAGAGCAGGAAAAGCAGCAACUGUCUGUGCUGGAAGACCUCUUAUCUGUGGACAGAAACAGCUUGUUAUCAGAGGUGCAGGACCUCCGUUCACAGCUCCGGAUUGCACAUCUUCAACAUCAAGAAAAGCUGCAGCAGUUACAGGAUACCCUCACCAGUGCAGAGGAGCAGGCCAAGAAGCAGGAACGACCACUUCGAAGGCAAGUGGAGUUGCUGGAAUACAAGCUACAACAAGAACAGAUUGUAACAACUAAUUUGCAAAACAACCUGAAAGCAGAGCAAGAACGAGUUACCAAGCUCCACCAGCAGUUACAAAUUGAACAAACUUCAUUGACUGAGCUGAAGUCUGACCUGUCUGAGGUCUCAGAUGAACUGCAGUCUGCAUUACAAACACGACAUGAGCUACAACAAAACCUGCAGAAGCUCCGAGGAGAAUUGAAUGCCAAAGAAAAUGAAUUGUUAACAGCAGCAAAAGCAUUUGAACAAGAACGACAUAAUGUACAGCAAUUGCAGACCAAGAUGGAAAAAGAACAAUUCCAUUAUAAAGCGCACAAAGAGCUAGAACGGCAAAAUUAUCAAAAACUGCAGAAGGUACUUGAGGAGCAACUUGCGCACAAUCAUCAGUUGUCCGCUGCCUUUGAAGAAGAGCAGGUGGCAAACAGCAACAGCCGCAAAGAACUUGAAGCCAAGUUGUUGAACACUGAAUCUUUGCUAUCACAGGAACACAAGAAACUAGCAGAGACUCAGGACUUGUUAAAAAUUGAGAGAAGUCACUUGUCAGAGCUGAGUGAUUCCUUGGAUCGUGAGCAUGAUCGGUCAGAACAGCUGUACCAGCAUCUGAAUUCCCGACAGGAUGAAACUACUACUCAGGACCGUGCCUUUAUAAAAGAGCUGCAGAGUCAACUUGAGGAAGAAAGAAAGAGGACUGUUGAACUUGCCACAAUCAUUGAGAAAACGCAGCAGCAAGCUAUUACAGCAAAGCGAAACGCUGAAGAUGAAAUCCAACUGUCCCGACAGGAAGUUCAGAAAGAACGGGAAGUCAGUUCCAAGCUGAGAUCAAUGCUUGAAUCAGUUCAGACUCAGGUACAGGAGCUCAACCGCUUGCUAGAGUCUGAAAGGCAGCACAGUCUUCGCCUGCAGACUGAACGAGAGAGACUUCAAGCAAGCAUUCUUACAGCUAAAGAAAAGGAGCGAAAUAAGGAUGAUCAGCGGGAUCGAGAGAGGAGACAAGAGAGGCGAGAAUUAGCUGACCAUGAACAAGAAUAUGAGAUGGUGAAAGACAGAAUGCAUGAGUUAGAACUGCAGCACCAGCGGGAUCAUCAACGAAUAAGAGAACUGCAAAAGAUGCUUGCAGACUUGGAGGAACAAGAACGUAAACUUUCGUCCCGCAAAAGGCAGCAAGCUGAACAUGAAAAUAUUAUGGUGAAAUGCAAGCAAAAUGGCACUACUCAUGUUAUGGAAGGCAAUGUAGUAAAUUUCCAGCAGCUCCCAGAGAAUGCACGCCAGCAAUUUCUACAAUUGACUGUUCAGCUUAAAGAUUUACUUCAUGGAUUGAAAAAUAGGGGGCAGGAAGGUCACAUCAAACCUGAAGAUAUAAGAGACCUCUUACAGACCUUGACUGAUUCAAACUAUGAUUCACAGCAGUUCCUUUCCAAUAUGCAGGAGAAGUCAAUUGACCACCCAGAUGUAGUUCUACAUAUUGAAAGGGCGAAUUGGAUGAAGGAGAAAAACCGGUUACAGAAUUGCUUAAAAAAUGCUGAAACAGAGUUAGCUGGAGUAAUGGCAGAGAUUGAAAAUCGCCCUCUGCGGCAGGACCUGGUUGACCUCUCUAGCAUGAAGAUGCAGAGGCUUUAUGGCAAAUACCUACGAGCUGAAAGCUUCAGGAAGGCCUUGGUAUAUCAGAAAAAAUACCUGUUGCUGCUUCUAGGGGGAUUCCAGGAAUGCGAACAGGCAACGUUAUGUCUUAUUGCUCGUAUGGGAGUGUACCCUUCUCCCACAGACAUUCACAUGCCCACCUGGCGUCCAUUAACCAAGUUCCGCUCAACAGUUAGAGUGGUCAUUGCAAUAUCCAGGCUGAAAUUCCUCGUGAAGAAAUGGCAGAAAGCAACAAGGAAAGGGCUGUACCCUGCCCCCCUAGCAAACAAUAAUGGAGGUGGCCAAGCUCAGACAGUCAAAACAGAACUAUUUCGCCAUCAGCAACCGGCAUUGACUCACAUUAUGAAUUCACCACCAACCAGAGACAGUGUGUCCACUCAACGACUUAACGCUUCAAGUCAGCAAUUGCCAAAGUCCCCAUAUCGAUCACAAAUCAGAUCUCAUUCCUCUCCUGGAGGAGGACCUGACCAAUCAAGCCUCUCAAGCAAUCAAGACCCUGAACGCUCGCUGACUGAAUACAUCCAGCGACUUGAGGCAAUUCAGCAGCGUCUUGGAGGAACAUCUCCAGGAACAGGCCGACGCAGAAGUAGCCUGAAAUAAGUUGGACCCAGAAUGAAUGCAAGAUGCAAAAUUCCUGCAUUCCACCUUAAACAUAUGUUUAAAGAAGUGUGUAUGUAUAUUGAUCCGCGUUGCGAUCAAGGGGUAAUUAUAUAUUUAGGACAGCAUCUGCACACUACUGAAAGCACGGAAGAAUCUUGUAUUUAAAAUAAACAGAUGUUCACUGUAAUGUUCACUAACAAAUGGGAUAUUUCUGUGUCACCCUACACUGGAACAUUCAUUAUUCAAUCAGGAUGGAUGAGUUUUAGAUACACUAUUGGGUGCGUGUUUCUGUGUGUGUGUGCACACAAGUCUUAGAUUAUCUUCUGAAGAAUGAGAGACAAUGACCUAGAUUUUUCAUUAGUCCAUUUCCUCCAGAUUUAAGUCAGACCAGAGCCUGUGUACUGGUGUUUACAUCUGUAUCACAUAAAAUUUUAAAGAGGUUAUUUUUGUAAAUGUUGGCUUUUGUUCUUUGCAGAAAAUAAAUAAACUUUACACAA